UGGGGCACGCUUGCGGACGGUGGAGGGGAAGGAGAGCGGGGUUCAACGCGCUGAGAGGCGAGGCGAUCGAGGGCCCGGGCAAGUUCGACGCGGGCACUCGGCCCGCGUUCGCCCGGCCCGCGUUCACGGGCUGGACUCAGAGUGAGCUCCUAUUUGAUCCUCGCAGGAGUCCAGGAUCCGGGCGGGGACAGGCCGGAGGGGCGCGAGUGUUACAGCCAGAGUUAAGCCGGGGGCGUGUGGUGAGGAAACCGAGGCUCCGAAGGCCCUGGAGGUAAAAGGCAGAGAUGGACCUGGUGAGACUUGCCUGGCUCUCCUCCAGUCCCCGCCCCCUGGGACUGUCCAUCUUGCAACACCUUGACCUUCUCAGAGCCAGGAGGGCAGGAGGUAGGCAUGGGCCUGCAUGGCUGAGGGCCAUGGGGCUGACUGGGCCAACACCAGCAGCCUUCAGCAGCUCCCUCUCUCAGCUGCCCCUCAGCCAAGGGAGCCAGAAGAACACACGCAGCCUUAGCUUUGACCCAAGCCAGCCCAGCUCCGUGGCCAUCCAGGAGGCAGAGGAGGAAGAGAACUUUGGGACUCUCUCUGAUAAAUACUCCUCCCGGAGAAUGUUCCACAGAUCGACGGACCAGUUGUAUAACCUGCGGCUCAGGGAACAACAUGAAGAAGAUGAGGAAAGGGAGCUGGAGCCAAAAUCAUGGCAGGGCCGGAGAAACACCCCUUACUGGUACUUCUUUCAGUGCAAACACCUGAUCAAGGAAGGAAAGUUGGCGGAGGCCCUGGACCUGUUUGAGAGGCAGAUGCUGAAGGAAGAGCGACUCCAGCCCCUCGAGUGCAACUACACGGUGCUGAUUGGGGGCUGCGGGCGGGCCGGCUACCUGAAGAAAGCCUUCAGGCUCUACAACGAUAUGAAAAAGCGGGACCUGGAGCCCUCAGAUGCCACCUAUACAGCCCUGUUCAAUGUGUGUGCUGAGUCCCCCUGGAAGGAAUCUGCUCUGCAGAGUGCCCUGAAGCUACGGCAGCAGCUCCAGGCCAGAAAUUUCCAGCUCAACUUGAAAACAUAUCACGCCCUGCUGAAGAUGGCUGCCAAGUGUGCAGACCUUAGGAUGUGCCUCGAUGUGUUCAAGGAGAUUGUUCAUAAAGGGCAUGCAGUCACAGAGGAGACCUUCAGCUUGCUGCUUAUGGGCUGCAUCCAGGACAAGAAGACAGGCUUCCGAUAUGCCCUACAGGUGUGGAGGCAAAUGCUGAGUCUUGGGCUCCAGCCGAGCCGACAUGGUUACAACCUACUGUUGGGGGCAGCUCGGGACUGCGGCCUGGGAGACCCAGAAGUGGCCUCGGUGCUGCUCCUGAGGCCCAGGGAAGAGGUGGUGUCACUCCAGCCCCCAGCCUGUGGACAGCGGGCAAGGACGAAAGCCCAGGCCGGGAUAGUUGACAGCAUGUCAGCCAGGUUGCACGUGGAGACCCUGGAGAGACAGCUGUUUCUGGAACCUUUGCAGGUGCUUGAGAGGUCUCCAGAGCCUCAAGAGGCCAGAGUCCCUAGCAAGGCCCAGCCCGAGGUGGGAACCAAGGUGGACUGUGAGCACACUGUAGUCCCUGCCUCUAUGGCCUCAGAGCUGCCUCCAGGGGGACUGGAGGCCAACCUCCUGACUCUCGGGGCAGUCCCCCCAGCUGUGGUCUCUUUUGGGACUGUGACCACCCCUGCGGACAGGCUGGCCUUGAUGGGGGGCCUGGAGGGAUUCCUGGGCAAGAUGGCAGAGCACGGGCUCCGGCCUGACAUCAAAACCCUUACGCUGCUGGCUGAGGUGGUUGAUCCUGGUAGCCCUACAGAAUCCUCGCUGCUGACCAUCCUGGACAUGCACCAGGUGGAGGCCGACGUGACAUUCUUCAACACUCUGAUGAGGAAGAAGAGCAAGCUGGGUGAUCUGGAGGGAGCGAAGGCACUGCUACCAGUCCUGGCAAAGAGGGGAAUCGUCCCCAACCUCCAGACAUUCUGCAAUUUGGCUAUUGGGUGCCACAGGCCACAGGAUGGUCUGCAGCUGUUGGCAGACAUGAAGAAAUCCCAGAUGACCCCCAACACCCAUAUCUACAGCACCCUCAUCAAUGUGGCCCUCAAGAAACUGGACUACACCUAUCUCAUUAACAUCCUGAAGGACAUGAGGCAGAACAGAGUCCCAGUGAAUGAAGUGGUCAUCCGCCAACUGGAGUUUGCAGCCCAGUACCCACCCACCUAUGACCGGUACAAAGGGAAAAACACCUAUUUGGAGAAGGUUGAUGGCUUUCGAGCUUAUUAUAAGCGGUGGUUGAAAAUGAUGCCAGCAGAAGAAGCCCCUCACCCAUGGCAGAAUUUCCGGACCAAGCCCAAGGGGGAACAAGACACUGUUUGUAAGGGUGAUGUGGACAGAGGCCUUGGGGACAGGUGAUGGGGAGGCCCCAGAGGACCUCCAGCAGAGCUGGAACUAAGUACACAGCCUUCACAGUGCUUUGUGGGAACUCUAGGAGUCUUUCAUGUUAAAGAUAUGUGAACAUACUGGUGUAGCCUCAAACAUGAGCAUAGGGUCAGCCAGAGUGAGAACUGCAGCAUUUUGAUGGCAAUGGUAUAAGGACAAGUGCUGGGCCCUGGGUGCCUGACAAAUUCACGGCAGGUUGCAGCACAGCUGGUCACCUGGGCACAUCAUCUCAAGCCAUCCUCACUUGUGAGGUUGUCAACCCCAUCACUGAUCAGGACGGUGAACUUGAUUAUGGUCACAUGGCACCUAAAGGGCAGGGUCAGGGUUGAGUUCCAAGGGCCUGGAACUCUCCCACUGGGCUGUAAGACUGCUGGCUCUCUGAAAGAACUAAUGCAGGGCCCAAGGUUACAAGUUUUAUUUCUACAAAUUAUAGCUCAUGAACAACAAUGCCUUCACACGUAGAGACCAUACUCCAACUUGGGCCUGGGGCACUGCUCUACCAGAAAAGCUGCUCAUAGGAAAGGGGUGGCACGACAGGCAGAAACCUGUGAAGUCCAAAGUCCUGGGUGGAGAGGGGUCAGGGCUCCAGGGCCUCAGCCGGAACAGCCCCGGCAGCCGCAGUGUGUGCACUCGAUGAUCCGGCCCUGCAACAGAAGACAGCUGAGACACUGCGCCCCACAGCAUUCUACCCCACCUCACACACAUAACUAAUCCACCCUCUGAGAAGGUUGGCAAUUGGACAGUCAUUCCCUACAGGACACUCCUCAGAAACUCCUCUAUGACAGUUUGGAAUGGCAAAAAUUCGGUUCCCCCAUGAAAAUAAAAUAGCUGCUGUUGACAUUGAA
Molecule: messenger RNA, 3286 nt
Organism: Phyllostomus hastatus (greater spear-nosed bat)
Lineage: Eukaryota; Metazoa; Chordata; Mammalia; Chiroptera; Phyllostomidae
Product: pentatricopeptide repeat-containing protein 1, mitochondrial-like
Exons: 9
Coding region: 285-2414 (709 amino acids)
Biological process (GO): tRNA 3'-end processing
Cellular component (GO): mitochondrial matrix
Molecular function (GO): protein binding; tRNA binding
Source: RefSeq, a predicted model, not a curated record